AUGGUACCGCAAGAAACACGUCUCACAGGGGGUGACACGACGUUCGGCUCGUCGAUUUGGGACGAUCCGGACCUGUUGGCUGCACGUAUCGAACACCGCGACGUGGAGGCUGUGAAGCUGCUGUCUCGCGGUGGAUUCGGUGAAGUGUGGCUGGGUCUGUACAUGAACGAGAACGUGGCUAUCAAGAGAUUGUUGAAUGACAAAAAGUCGAUGCAGGACGCACUGGCGUUCGCGACGGAAAUCAAGACCAUGGCGCGUCUGGAUCACCCCAAGAUCGUGCAUUUUAUCGGUGUGUCAUGGACGAAUGCCCUGACAAUCCAAGCUGUGACGGAGUUCAUGGACUGCGGAGACCUCAAGUCGCUACUGGACUCCAGUCGUGCCAGUUCAUUGACGUGGGCCAAUCUCAAGUGCCAGAUCGCCAUCGAUAUCGCCGAUGCGCUCGUGUACCUCCACACUCUGAACCCCAAGCUGAUCCACCGUGACUUGAAGUCUCGUAACGUGCUGAUUGACGCGCAGACUGGCGCCAAGUUGAGCGAUUUCGGUAUCUCGCGUAACCGCAGCUUUGACGAGACUAUGACGGCAGGUGUGGGUACGGCUCGCUGGAUCGCGCCCGAGGUGAUUCUGGGCGGACAUUACACUGAAUUCGCGGAUAUUUACUCGUUCGGAGUGGUGCUGUCCGAGCUGGACACGUGCAAGGCUCCGUUCUACGACGCCACCAACACGAACGGCGGCAAGAUGCAGGAUGUCACCAUCUUGCAGCUCGUGUCGGCCGGUAAAUUGCAGCCGAGCUUCAGCGACUCGUGUCCGCCGUCCAUCGUCAAGUUGGCACGCGCAUGUCUGUCGUUCGACCCUGCACAGCGUCCGAGUGCCAUCCACAUCUCCUACGAACUACGCAAGAUCAUGAAGGACGAGCUGUAG
This is a messenger RNA of Phytophthora nicotianae INRA-310, 918 nucleotides long. RefSeq names its product TKL protein kinase. The transcript is spliced from 2 exons. Bases 1 to 918 code for a protein of 305 amino acids. Lineage: Eukaryota; Oomycota; Peronosporomycetes; Peronosporales; Peronosporaceae. The record is from RefSeq and is a predicted model, not a curated record. Gene Ontology annotation, molecular function: protein kinase activity; ATP binding. Gene Ontology annotation, biological process: protein phosphorylation.